Aspergillus sclerotioniger CBS 115572 is the source of this 1245-nucleotide messenger RNA. RefSeq lists its product as uncharacterized. Bases 1 to 1245 code for a protein of 414 amino acids. Lineage: Eukaryota; Fungi; Ascomycota; Eurotiomycetes; Eurotiales; Aspergillaceae. The transcript has 3 exons. The record is from RefSeq and is a predicted model, not a curated record.
AUGGCAAAGGGAACAAAUCUGCACAUUAAGAUCAAAUCAGACCGAGCACCAAGGUCAGCCGAAAAUGUACAGUGGAUCGGCUUGACUCGUCCACAUGGUCCCAGCUGGUAUCAGGCGUGGCUCUCCUCCCAGUUCGAAGAGCUUCCUAGUUCAAUCCUUGACAUAUUCCAUGUGGACCACGAGCGUUGUACAUCCGAGAGUCAUUGGGAGUGUUUCGUCUCGGCCUUCCUCGCAAUAUCCGAAUGCAUUGCGUCGACCAGCGCCAUAACUAUAGACGGCAUUAUAAUUCAGCUCCUGGAGAAAAGUGUCAUCGCUACCGAUGCCUCCUACGAUAGUCUUCAAUAUGCGCGAUACUUCGUCUUCAGUGUGUUGGGCUGGCAAACCAUGCUUUUCAAGCCCGCACACCCCACCGAGCCUGUCCAUCAACUCACCAUCGAGGAGCAGAGGGGCUGUUGUGAGUACACGCAUAUGUCGCUACAGCAGGAUAUGCGUGUCUGCGAGCAGGACCCUCUCAGUGAGUUCCUGAUGGGAUUCGGAGUACUGUUACCCUCGAAGAACAUUUGUCUGAACGAUGAUCAAGACGUCCUGCAUAUCUUCCAUCAGCAGGUAGAGGUCAGCGCCAGAACCUUCAAUGCGUACAAUCUGAGCUCAAUCACGGGCAUCCGAAUCAAAUGGGUGGAUACCCUGGCUUGUCAUCUCGCAUUCAACGCUAGUACCAGGGAGCUGUCGCUGUUUCAGUGUCCUUCGUUCUGCCAAUUUUGCUUGUUGACGUAUGAAUCUCUGGGUCAAGGAUCGAUUCAUGCCUGUGCGACGACGAGCAAGUUACGUUGUCAGUGGGCCACCGAGGACGAGGUCAACCAGCUGCUGCGCGAGAUUCUCUUGUCGUAUCGGCUUCUUUUUGGACAGACUAAGAGGUCCCGGGUGCUCUUUCGCUCAUUGAAUCCUUUUGCGCAGUGCUCGAAACCGAGUAGAGAUCCGCUUUUGUCGACCCUGUGUGGCAAAAAGCCAUGUUUUCCCGGUCUGGUGCAGAAAGAAAGGUAUUACCUAUCGCAGGAUUUCCCGGUCCUCCGAUAUCGUAUCGCGGUCUUGCAGAGGCAGCUGGCGACUACGACGCCUUGCACAUGGGUCCAGCUCUGGCGGGACAAGAGAGAUUCUGCGAACUGGCUGACGUUCUGGGCGGUGAUUUUUUUCGGUGCCUUUGGCUCUCUUAUGUCCUUGCUUCAGGUUGUUUUACAAUUUGUUUAA